GUAAGUAAGAAUGAAUACACACAUCGAUAUUUGGAGAGACUUGUGGGAUAUGAGAAAAUUGUCACGAGUCAAUAAUCCUAUGGAAGAACAACGACGCAAUAGACAGUUGUUAUUUGGAAACAACAAUACUAGAAACGCAAGUAGUAAUUCUACGGGUAGAGACCAAGCAGAGCAGUUAUUUGAACAAGAGAACAAUCAAGCGUGGGACCAACUACAUGGAAAAGUGGGUUCUCUUAAGGACAUUGCACUUCAGAUAGGUCAAGAAGUAAACUCCCAAAAUCAGUUUUUGGGCAAUAUGACGACCUCUUUCGACUCUGUGGGAGAACUUUUGAGUGGUACAGUUAACCGUCUCCAAAGAUUGGUUUCUGAAAGAACGGGAAGACAUAUGUGUUAUCUUAUUUUGUUUAUAUUUAUUUUCUUUCUACUUGUCUAUCUGUUUUUACGUAACUGAAAGUUUAUAUUAUGCACAGCUGUUCAAAGUACCAAGUUGCGAAGGGAUUUGAGAGUAAUCUUUUCAACCUUGUGGUGCUAUUGCAGUAACUUUUCAUAGUAUUGAAACAAGUUUUUUGUUGAUGUGAUUUUAUAAACGAACAUUAAAAUAU
Molecule: messenger RNA, 602 nt
Organism: Galdieria sulphuraria
Lineage: Eukaryota; Rhodophyta; Bangiophyceae; Galdieriales; Galdieriaceae
Product: SNAP receptor/ protein transporter
Exons: 2
Coding region: 11-451 (146 amino acids)
Source: RefSeq, a predicted model, not a curated record